AUGUACUCUCAAGUAGGACUCGCGAGAUGCGUGUCUCGAUUGAGGACUUCCGGUCAUAACGGCCCUCAGUACUCUGGCAAUCUGACGAGGACAUAUUCAAGAUCAAUCUCAUCGAGCAGCACUAUUCAACGUCUUUCUCGCUUCUGGAUCCCUACUGUCGGUGCUGAACGAGCUAGAGAUGCCAAAGAUGAGUCUCAUGAGUUACUUAUCAGAGCUGGCUAUGUACGACAAGCUCAUGCGGGCAUAUUCCACAUGCUGCCACUCGGCAAUCGUGUGCAACAAAAGCUUGAAGGUCUGAUUGACAAGCACAUGGAGAGUAUAGGUGCUGCUAAAGUCUCCUUGUCUACCAUUUCUUCAGAAGAGUUGUGGAAGAAGACUGGUAGAUUCGUAGGCCAUGGCGGUGAAUUGUUCGGUUUCCACGACAGAAAAGAUGCAAAGUUCCUGCUAUCGCCAACCCAUGAGGAAGAAAUCACAUCUUUGGUCGCUAGCACGGUUCAGUCUUACAAAGACCUUCCUCUUCGACUAUACCAGAUUGGUCGUAAAUUUAGAGACGAAGCUCGGCCGCGACAAGGUCUCCUACGUGGUCGUGAGUUCACCAUGAAAGACCUCUAUACUUUCGACAUCACAGAACAACAAGCCAGACAGACAUACGAGGAAGUUCGACUGGCAUAUAGAGCUUUUCUCGAUGAGCUAAGACUACCCUAUCUGGUUGCUGAAGCUGACUCUGGGAAUAUCGGUGGCACAUUGAGUCAUGAAUACCACUUUGUAUCUGCUAAAGGAGAGGACAAUGUCAUCAGCUGCGACUCAUGCGGCUACACCAUCAACGACGAACUCGCCAUCACCUCUGUCGAGCAACCAGAUCUAGUCACCAUCGACCACAAGAAACAUCUUUCUCGCUGGAUAGGAAUCACAAAGGACCGCAAGAACAUCAUCCUAGCCUGGUUCCCCACCCACACAUCACAAACCUCUGGAGACAAUGUCAAGAAUGAAAUAAACCCCAACGUCAUUAAAGCCCUCGCCCCCGACAUUGAUCUCUCCGUCGAAAACCCCCUCGAACUCUGGGAUCAAGCAAACCCAAAACAAUCAGAUGGUUCUCGCCCCUCUGCUCAAAUCAUCGAGAUAAACGACGAACGUCUGGACUCCAGCCCUGAAAGAGCAGAAAUCCAAAACCAACUCCAACCACGCGAACUUCUAAACCCAGAAACCAGUCGCUUCAAUAGCGUACAAUUCCAACUCCGACCCAGGAAGAAUGGGAAAAGCAUGCAACUCACCCGCACACUUACAGGAGACCCUUGUCAAAAAUGCAAAGGGGGCAAAGUUACAGUGGAUAAAGCGAUAGAAGUAGGUCACACCUUCCACCUCGGAACCCGCUACAGUCUACCCCUCUCCGCCACUUUCGUCGAUGCAAACGACACGCGUAAAACAAUCGAGAUGGGCUGUCAUGGUAUCGGUGUUUCUCGUCUCGUAGGCGCCAUCGCAUCACUUCUUUCAGAUACCAAGGGGUUGAAUUGGCCUGCUGCUAUUGCGCCCUUUCAAGUCGUCGUUGUACCUGGCAAGGGCAAUGAGCAAGAUGCGGAAACUUUGGCAAAGAGGUUGGGAGUAGUGGCGGAUGUGGUGGUGGAUGAUCGGGUUAAGCCAAUGGGUUGGAAAUUGAACGAUGCGGAUUUGGUGGGGUAUCCGUUGAUUGUUGUGUUAGGGAGGGCUUGGAAGAGUGAGGCAAAGGUGGAGGUGCAGUGUAGGAGGUUAGGUAUCAAGGAAGAGGUGGUGUGUGGAGGUGUUGAAGGCUCGAGUUCUUUGGAGCAAAAGAUUCAAGGCUUGUUGACGCGAUUGUAG
Molecule: messenger RNA, 1833 nt
Organism: Aureobasidium subglaciale EXF-2481
Lineage: Eukaryota; Fungi; Ascomycota; Dothideomycetes; Dothideales; Saccotheciaceae
Exons: 3
Coding region: 1-1833 (610 amino acids)
Biological process (GO): prolyl-tRNA aminoacylation
Cellular component (GO): mitochondrion; cytoplasm
Molecular function (GO): proline-tRNA ligase activity; ATP binding
Source: RefSeq, a predicted model, not a curated record